UUAGUCGCUGGAUAUCGACCGGACGCUAGCUUUCACACACAUUAUUGUUAUUACAAGUUUUAUAAUUAAUUGAACUAUAAAACAAUAAAAAAUGAGUUUUAAAAUGCAUAGCGGCGAUCUUAUUCCUCUAAUAGGAUUUGGAACCUAUAUGGUUGAUGGUUUUAAACAAACAAAAGAAGUUUUAGAUAAUGCACUCUCAGUUGGCUACAGAUUAUUUGAUACCGCAAAAAUGUAUGGCAAUGAAACAGAAAUAGGAAGGGCCUUAAAAGAACUAUUACCAAAACAUAAACUAACAAGACGUGACAUUUUUAUUACCACCAAACUAUUGCCAAGCGACCAUGGUAAAAUAGCCUAUGCUGCCAUAGAAGAGUCACUAAGUAAACUGGACUGUGAAUACUUGGACCUUUAUCUGAUACACUGGCCUGGGUCAGCUGCAAAACUCAGAGCUGAAAGCUGGAGGCAGAUGGUUAAAGCUAAAAAUGAUGGACUAGUAAGAAACAUUGGAGUGUCUAACUAUACAGUUAGGCAUUUAGAGGAAAUACUUAAUAGUCCUGAGGGUGUAUUACCAGCUGUUAAUCAAAUCGAGUGGCAUCCUUAUUACCAUCCAUAUGAGGUACUAGAGUUUUGUAAAAAGCAUGGCAUUUUGGUACAAGCCUACAUGCCUCUAGGAUCUGGUAGCAAAACCUUACUGAAUGAUCCACACGUUGCAAAAAUUGCUGAGCGUAUUGGAAAGACCCGUGCACAAGUAAUACUAAAGUGGUCGGUACAGCAAGGGGUGGGUGUGAUUCCAAAGGCCGCAACUAAAUCACAUAUGGAGGACAAUAUUAAACUGGAUUUUACUCUUUCUGACGAAGAUAUGAAUACGCUUUGCAAUUUGAAGAAGAGAACGAAGUAUGACUGGGAUCCAGAAUCAUUACCUUAAUACUGCCAUUAUUGCGACGUAUGAUUAAAAAAAAGAAGCAUUUUUGUUAUAUUUUAUAUAUAUUUUCUUUACUUGUUAUCCAGUAUCAACUUUUGGGCUUAAGUGAUAAAUAAUAAACAGAUAAUAUGGG
Anthonomus grandis grandis is the source of this 1052-nucleotide messenger RNA. Its product is annotated as glyoxal reductase-like. Gene Ontology annotation, molecular function: oxidoreductase activity. The transcript is spliced from 6 exons. Bases 92 to 922 code for a protein of 276 amino acids. The record is from RefSeq and is a predicted model, not a curated record. Lineage: Eukaryota; Metazoa; Arthropoda; Insecta; Coleoptera; Curculionidae.